AUGGUUCAGUCAGAAAGAAGAACCCAACCAGCAGAAUAUGUCGACCUGGAAAGACAAAGGAUCCGAGCUCACAAUUUACGAGAGAAUACCGACCAUUUCCGCGUUCUUAUCAUUGGCCGGGCCAAUGCAGGCAAGACGACCAUCCUCCAGCGAGUCUGUAACACAACAAAGCAGCCCAAACUUUUCAAUCCCAAGGGCCAUAAGAUUGACUUGUCUGUGUUGGAUCCAACUGCAAAACGAGGAGAGCACAACAUUGAGAAUGAAAUGAUAUUUGACAGUAACCCAGGAUAUGUCUUCCAUGACUCUCGUGGUUUUGAAGCAGGGAGAACAUUAGAGCUGGAUGCUGUCAAGAGCUUCAUACAGCACCGGUCAACAGCAGGGGAUAUUAGGGAACAGUUACAUGCAAUAUGGUACUGCAUCCCAAUAAAUGAUGAAGCAAGGCCAAUUACAAGGGCAGAGCUUAAUUUCUUUGAUGAGUGUGGGACUGGCAGAGUUCCUGUCAUUAUCUUGUUCACAAAAGCAGAUUUGCUUGAUGCUCAAACAAUAGGUCAACUAGUUGAAACUGGGAUGAGCAUUGAAGAUGCUGAGAGGAAAGCUGGAGAAGAAUCAAUUAACAACUUUUAUGAAAAAUUUGGCCAUCUGCUCCUGCUUGUCAAGGAGACUGCAGCUGUUCUCUCAGAUGAUACUAUCUUACAGCUGUUUCUUUCAGUUCAGCAAAAUUAUUUGGCUCUGUCAAUAGAAUGGGCCAUUAAAAGAGUUAUGUUUGGUGUUCAAGGGCAAUGGUCAAAAUACAUGGAGAAGCAAAUGAUUACAAUAAAGGGUAUAUUGUUACACUUUCAUCAUAUUGCUGCUCUGGGUGUUAAACAGAGUGAUGAUGGUCUUGAUGGUGAUGUUCUUAAUGGUGAUGAUGUAAGUCAGGGUCCAGGGCCUUUUCUGCCUGAUGCUGACAAUGGAAUUGUCUGGGUUUUGAACAGACUUCCUCGUGUAUGUUUUAGCUUCCACUCCACAUUUGUGCCCAAAAUUGACAAGAUGAUACAGAUUCCUGCACAUCUUGCUUUAGAUUGUGUACACUGGUCUUCUAGAAGUGCUUUUUUGUGUAUUGCCACAGCCAUCAUUGUAGAACAUUCAUAUUUCUUUUGGAAGACACAACCUUCCAGAUCGUCUGAACCCCUCAAAAAAUCUUUUCACACAUUCCAAUCAUCAGCUGCCUUCAAAAACAUACAAGAUGCCAUCAAGGAACUGGAUGAAGGACAUACAGAUGUUCCAGCUGCAAUUGUGAAAAUUGCUCUAGACAACCGUCUUUCCCAGUAA
This is a messenger RNA of Laccaria bicolor S238N-H82, 1311 nucleotides long. RefSeq lists its product as uncharacterized. The transcript has 29 exons. NCBI's taxonomy places the organism in Eukaryota, Fungi, Basidiomycota, Agaricomycetes, Agaricales, Hydnangiaceae. Bases 1 to 1311 code for a protein of 436 amino acids. The record is from RefSeq and is a predicted model, not a curated record.